UUUUUUAUGGCCGUGGACGAGUACAUCGAUCCAGUUCUUGAGGAUUUACGAGAUUCAACAGCCGAUUGGAUCAGACUUAAGGUCGAGCGUGAAGGCACUCAGGCUCGUAAUAUUAUUAAAUACAACUUACCUGUUUAUGAGAGUAGACAACGUACCGUUCAUGUGUCCCCAUCGAAAGGCAUUUUCAGGGACUACCGCCCACAGUCUCGGGAGUCAUCAGAUUGUAAUUCUGUCUGUGCUAAAAGUCUCGCGACAAUUGCGUCGGAUCAUUCAUCACUUUCUUCAGGUGACACAAUUCAAAGGCGUCGGACUCGUAGACGUGAGGACUAUCGAUCUUUAUAUUGGGGUCAGAUGCUAGACACACUUAAGCGGACAAUUGACGAAAUAUAUGCUGCUUGUGAACUGGAUGAAUGUGAAAUAAGGUGCAAGGAAGUCAUCAUGAUUCUUAAUCACAGUGAACAAGAUUUUAAAUCUCUAAUUGAGAAGACCUCUCUUCUCCAGCGAUUUGCUGAUGCCAACGUUGGAAACAGACCGGCUUGUUUAGCAUGGGACGAACGUAAGAUAUCGCCAGGGCGGCCAAUAAUGCGGCGUGUUUUGGCGGAUCUGGAUGUCAUGGAUGUGUCUCCACCAACACCAACCUCAGUCGAAUGGCGACGUCCCACUGAUUGUUCCGGCUACCGACCUACCUCGGCCCUUGCCUGGGGCUCCGAUGAAGAGGAUUUACUGCACGAAGAGGAGGAAGAGGAUGUUGAAGGAACUCAUUUUGAUGAGGCGAUCAAGUCGGUUGCUUGCACUGAGCGACUUCUUCGAAGUGAGCUAGGUCGAGCUCAGUCUGAGGAGGCCACUCUGCGUCACUUAGAGGGGCGAGAUGAGGAAGAGGUCUUCGAGAACGAAUCGGACAUUGAAGAGGAUGAAGAAGAGCACGUGGAAGUGAGUGUACCCGAUCGAAAGGCUUCCUGUCGUGUUUGCUAUGCCUGCUCUGCUUGCGCAGCUGGUGACUCAAAAGAAAGGGCUAGACCUGCUUCAGGCUACUCCCGGCGAGAAAUAUCCCGAAAGCCAUCGUCAAAGAUGAUGAAGUCGGUCGCCGUUGAAACUGAGCCUCAGAGUUGCGAAUUUGACUACUACCCAAUUGGCUCUGCUACCACUACGCCAACCAAACCACGAACACCUGGCAGGAGUGUUCAAAUGCACGAGAAGUUAUCUUCACAACGAAAGGCCAAAUGCGAAAGCUCUAUCCAGGAGAUCGAAGCUAAGCAGGCUCGUGCCCGCACUUUGCGUCAAAGACAUCUCCUUGAGCGUUCCAACAGGGUCCGUGAACUCAGUAAGAAGGUCGAAGAGGUACGUAAACAGAAACUGCGACUGAUACAGCAGCGUCGGAACUUCCUUGAACAGCGUCUUCUUGUGGCGGAGGCGAACAGGCGGGCGGAGCUCGAACGGCGCAUCCUCAAGGCCCACGACGAGGAGAUUAAAGGACGCGAGAUUGCAUUCAUCCAGGUACUCCCAGUUGUUACGCCCAUCUCUUGGCAGUUCUCACACAUCCCUUCUACAUUACUUUGCGUCCUUUUGCCACUUUUGCUGCAGACCCUCGAGGCCGAACAGAAGCAGCACACAAUCUUCGCCAAACACGCAAUAUCAUGCGCCAGACUAAAAGAACGCGCCGAGUUGCGUCGACGUCGGCUGGAGGAGAAGGCAGAACGCGAGGAGGCUGCCAAGCUGCGCCGGAUUGAACUGGAGGCUAUUCGGUUGGCGCGUUUGGAUGAACUGCAGGCCCGUUGGAUUUCGCGUGCCCACGAGAUCGAAAUGCGUGGCGAACAGACGAAGCUGGUGCGACGCGAGGCUGCUAGAGCAAAGGAACACAAUCGAGAAUUGAAAUUGGCCAAUCUGGAGCACCAGCAGAGAUCCCACAUCGAAGAGUUGCGGUCCAACAUCCUUCGAAAAGUACGCCAACGUGAAUGUGAACGCCGACACCAGGAGACCCUCAGCGGCAUUCGCCGCAAAGCCCUGGAGAUGUCAGCCCCGUGCCACGAUGGCGACGCCUUCUCCACGUCAAACGCAGACGUCGACGCCUCGUCAUCCACUCCGCAUCAGCGGUGGUGCCGGCUCUGUCGUGUCCUUGUGUCCGGGGACUUGCACGCCGUCGACAACCACUUUGCCACACGGGGACACCGUCGCGCCCUCCUCAACUCCAUCCCCGCCUCCCAGAGACUCCAUUUAAACGUGUCCGAUCUCAAUAAUGCGUGCUUGGUAGAUUUGCCCUCGUCGUCCGCUGCGCCAAAUUCAUCAUCAUCAUCGUCUCUAACCACGUCUGCAUUGAUCUUGACUAAUAACCAGCGUCGCUCCAUUGAGGUCGAGAGACAACGCCUGUUAGGUCGUCGUCUAAACGUCAUUCGCCAACGCAUAAGUUCCCGGGCCCAUGUGUACCGGAAGGCGCCGUUACUCAGUGCAACCCUGACGCCUGACUGCCCACAAAAGUCGCAGCUACAGAAGUUAAUUAAGGAAGCACGAAGGUACUACAAUUUGCCUGAAUCCGGUCCCUGGGUGGCUUCCCGUGUCGGUGCCAUAGAGAAGGCUCUCCACGCCAUUCAUCGCCUCAUCAGUCCUUCCUCAACCAACGACAAGACAGCUCUCCUGUGCUGUCUCCACCUCGACCUGCUUCCGGUUGCCGUGGGGUUGGUUGACCUCACCCGAUCCCAGCGCUACUUCGAUUUUCCUGUUAUUCCCGCCAGAACCGUCUCCCUGGCUUGUGGACUGCUCACUGUUCUGUGUGAAAACGCCGUCGAAACAAGUUGGCACCUACUUUUUAACGGUGAUUUGGCUCUGCUGGUUGAUUGUUUGGCUGUCAAGUUAGCGCGUCUGGAAGCGUUGGAACUUGGCGACAGUGCCAAGCAUAAGAACAAUAAGCAGGAAGAAAAAGCUGGUGAAGGUGUAGUGGAAGAAAUGGCGAGUAUUCGAGACCUCUUCAGGUGUCUGCUUGUGGCAUCUCGUGGGCUGGAGUCGUCGCCACCAUCUUCCGGUGCAUCAGACGAAGUCUCAACAAAGGCCUCUAGGAAAUCCAAGACUACCCUAGUCUCGGCUUCUAUCACAUCAUUGUUUGUUGCGUUCUUGUUCAAGGACUACGUGGCCUACAUGGUGAACUCGGGCCUGCCAGAAAUCCUCACCUCGCGGCUCUCAUCUCCAACUUUGAGCGCCGAAUUGGCUGCUCUCAGCGACAGCUCUGGGUGCGAUUCACAACAGUUCCUUCCAAAUCUGGCUCUGCUCAGCAUCAACUUCCUUACCGCCCUUGUUAAGCUUAUUCCAGCGACGACAACAACAGCCCCAACAAAACCUUCGGCUUUCUCACAACAACAGAAAAAGAAACGUGGAAAAGCGACAGCCUCAAGGAGCGCGCCUUCGUCAGCACAAACAGACGAUCCUCAGACCGCGUUGAGGCGAGUCGCCGCCACCACUCCGGCAGACGAUCAACUCGAGGCAUGCCCCGCUGACCCAACCUUCUUUUUCGACUCAGUAGCCUCGACUGAGGUGUUUGGCAUCAUCGCCCUCCUCUACGGCAUGCUACAAAUCGCUGUGAAUUCGGUGGGCCACCGAGCAGGCUCCAGCUUCUCUGGGGAUUUGCAUGACAGCGGUAGUAUCAGUUUACAGCGUCUGUUUGUCUCAUCGUCCCUCGUAUCAGAUAUUAUCUUGUCGUCCCUUCGUUUGGUGAAUUACUGUGCCGUCGUCAAUCAGCCAAAAAUACAGGAGAUAGUAAGCAGCAACGCGACCUCCGUGCAACUGCGACACAUUCUAGGCAGCAUAUUGACUGCUUGCACUCCAUCUGAAGACGAGGCGGAGAAGCCCCUGAUGAAGACGUCCUCUUCCGCGUUCAGCAUUGCCUCGUCCAUCAAGACGUCGUCGUCGUCGUCUACCACUGGGGGAUGUCUUGCGGGCAAACGGAAGCGCAACACCUCCUCACUCGUCCCCACCGGGGCCAAGGAGGUGGGCGUUGUGCGAUCGACGCAUGCCUCUCCAGUUGCCUCGCAGGAAGAGAGUGCCAAACUCCUGUGCAGAAAUCGUAGCAACGACGAACUGCCGUCUCCUGCCACUGAGUGCGUUGCCCUCUCUUACAGCAAUCGAAGAAGCAGCCAAGAUGACACCACCCUUGUGGCCAACAACGCAACCCGCCAGUUGCUGCAUGAAGCCAUCAUUUGCCUUGGGUUCCUUACAUCCCUGCAUGAGCGAAAUCAGGCCAACCUCUGCCGCUGUGUGCCCGGCUCUCCCAACUCUGGGACGGGCUGCUUGCUUCUGUUGAAACUCUGUCGUCUUCCCGUCGCCUACUUCUCGCAGCCCGCGCUAGCAAACAUCCUCUUUCCGACGUUGAUCUCGUGUUGCUUCCUCAACUCCGACAAUACGUCCAUCCUGCUCUCCGAGCUCAAUCCAAGCCUCGUUGCGAAUUACAUCGAGGUGUGUUGCUCGCCUACUUGGAACCUAAAAGUAGACGGCGAGCAUUUUGGAAAACACCCUGGUGAAACCGGAUGA
Molecule: messenger RNA, 4512 nt
Organism: Mesocestoides corti
Lineage: Eukaryota; Metazoa; Platyhelminthes; Cestoda; Cyclophyllidea; Mesocestoididae
Source: the annotation of a GenBank genome assembly